Molecule: messenger RNA, 4022 nt
Organism: Musca vetustissima
Lineage: Eukaryota; Metazoa; Arthropoda; Insecta; Diptera; Muscidae
Gene: Axud1
Exons: 3
Coding region: 24-4022 (1332 amino acids)
Biological process (GO): regulation of transcription by RNA polymerase II
Cellular component (GO): nucleus
Molecular function (GO): DNA-binding transcription factor activity, RNA polymerase II-specific; sequence-specific DNA binding
Source: RefSeq, a predicted model, not a curated record
AACACGUCUCUACGCUGCAGAGAAUGUUUACACCCAUAAAAAAUUUCAUAACAUAUAUACAAAAGAAUGCAAAUUUUGGAUCAUCGAAUACCACAUCAGCUAGCAGUAGUGAAGAAAAUAACAAAAUGGAAGCAAAAAAUAAAAUAAAUUCACAAAAUUCAUCCGAAAACAUAGAAAUUGGUGGUGAAUGUUUACCAACAAAGCAAACUAACGAAGUUCAUCAUAUUAAUGGAGAAUCGAAUAAAGAUCCAACAGUACUUACAUUGUCAUCCGCCUCAACCUCCUUAGCAAAAACAUCACCUGCAAAAAGUAUGGAAACUAUAACAGUGGCUUGUGAUGAUCCUGAUGAUGUUGUUGAUGAAUACGAAGAUGAUGACGACGAUGACAUUGAGUCACAAAUCGAAAGUAGUAUUAUGUUAAAGAAGCCAGUCAAAGAUGGCAGCAAUAAAAAUAGUGAAAUACUCGAAGUUAAAAAAUCACCCGACCGUAGUAUUGUUAUUGGUCAUGACUGUGGACGGCGAACAAUGAUUGUUGCCUCGCCCAUUGACGAUGAAUUGGCAGAUUUUCGUCAUGCUCCCUCAGAGGUAAUAAUAUCAUCGCCUCUCAAUAAUCAUAGAGAUGAUGAAGGCGAUAUACAGACAUCGGCGAAUGAUAAGAACACUUGGAAAAAGCAAAUUAUUGAAAAUAGUAAUGGCCAUAAUCUUAGCCAACAAGAAGUAGAAAUGGUGAUGGUGGUGGGAGGAAAUGAAAAGGCCAAUGGUCAUGAAUCCAUAUUAAUAUCGGAUACAAGUGACAAUGAAAAAUGUAAUCAAAGCGCAGAGAAAAUUAUUCUCUUGGAUUCGGAAUUUGAAGAUGUUGAGGAUCGAGCAGAAACUCUGUCAUCGGUUUCAGCGGAUGAGCGCGAAGCCGAAGAGGAUGAUUCAGAUGAAACAUUUUUAGAUUUAGAUAAUUUUCCAGUUCCAGAUAGUGAAGUUAUUGUCAUCAGUGAAAAUACCCAAGAAAAUAGCGAUAUGAUGCGUAUCGAAUCCUCAGAUGCUGCCAAUACAAGUGAUGAUCCCUUAGCCAUUGCCUGUGAUGAACAGGAAGCAUUUGCUGCCGAUAAAAUGACAGCAUUGAAAGAACUGAAUUUACUCAAUACAUCGGCCAAUUCGCAAGAUGAAGAUACAACAACUACAGCAGAUGAUGAGAUGAUUUGGUUAAGAAAUGAAACGGUGACAACAACAGCGGCGAAACGUAACAAUGAACAACAACCAUCGUGUAGUAGUAAAAGUCCACUCAACAUUUUGUCGAAUGGACCAAAUUCCGUCACACCCGAAAAGGAUGAACGAAACGGAGAAGGUUCCGAUUCUGGUUUGGGUAGUGAAACUUCAGCUUUGCAUACAACAAAUACCAGCAUUGUAGAUACUAGCCAUUUAAAUAUGAACUCAUCAUCGGUGGUGGCCACUCCGGUCAGCUCGCCCCAUGUUCAAUUGUCCAAAACUAAAGACAAGGACAUCAGCAAUGAAGUGAUAAAGACGUUGCCAACAACGACGACACCCACCAAACCAUUACGUUCAAAUUUGAAACGUCGUUUGGAAAUGGAUCACGAUAAUGACGUCGUGGAUUCCAUAAGGAAUAUUACCUCAGCAGCGUCGUCCACAAGUACAAGCACAUCAUCAUCGUCGUUAAGUGGAAAUGCAAAUAAGAAACCAAAGCGUUCGAUUAAUUUCGAUACCGUACAAGUCUAUUAUUUCCCCCGACAACAAGGAUUCAGUUGUGUGCCUUCAGCGGGCGGUUGUACUUUGGGUAUGGGUGCACGGCACGUCGGCUUUAAGACUCUCACCCUGGCCGAACACGCUGCCGAACUGAGACGUGCUCACCGUUUGCAGCUGCAGGAAAUCAAUCCCCGCGGUUCUUCCAGUGACGAUAGCGAAGAAUCUGAAGAGGAUUAUCUUAGUGAGGGUAGUGGUUCGGAUCUUGAUGGCGAAUCAAAUGGUUUCCUACAACCCGUGUCGCCCAAACAAAGGCGCACCAUACUAAAGGCAGCCGGAGUGCGAAAAAUCGAUGCCAGUGAAAAGGCCGAAUGUCGUGAUAUACGCAAUAGUCGUGAGGUGUGCGGUUGUUCGUGUCGGGAAUUUUGUGAUCCCGAAACAUGUGCAUGUGCACAGUCUGGCAUCAAAUGUCAAGUGGAUCGUGAUAUGUUUCCCUGUGGUUGUACUCGAGAUGCUUGCGGCAAUACCAUUGGUCGGGUGGAAUUCAAUCCGGCUCGUGUGCGUACACAUUUCAUACACACACUAAUGCGGCUGGAAAUGGAAAAUCGUCAGCAACAAAAUCCCUAUACACCUGCCGGCGCUGUUAUAUCCACAGCCACUGUGAAUUCGUCUUCGUAUUAUCAGUCACACUUGCAGCCACAAUCAAAUUAUAGUUCAGGUUAUGCAUCGCCAGCUUAUAAUCCAGGUGCGGAUAUGCAUCAACAAAAUGCUGCCCAGCAAUUUUAUCAACACCAUCAUCAUCAACAGCAACAGCAACCAACAACAUCGGGAAGUGCAUCAUUGUAUGGUAGUGCAGUUGGGCCAACAUCAAUGGAAAUAUCUCAUACGGUAACAUCUUCCACAGCAGCAUCGUAUGGCAUGGAUAAUAUGGACAGUAGUGGUAUGUUCAGUACGGCGGGAACUAGUGUCACACCCUCAUAUGGUGAACUAAUGCCAGUGACAUCAUAUCAUCCACAUCAUAAUAUGAACUAUGGAAAUGUGCAGGAAUCCCAGAUGUCCGGAUACAAUUCCUAUCACAAUAAUGCCACACCAUAUAUAAACACAAAUGCCCAAAGCACAAAUAUAAAUGACAACAACACUCCAAUUCCAACAUAUAGCUCAUGUUCGAUACCAUCUUUACCACCAUAUGGCACGGCAACAACAACUGAAUGCUCCUCAUCGUCGUCGACCACUUAUCAUGAUGAUGGUGGUGUUAGCAGCCUAACAACAUUGGAUACAACAACGGCGUCAUCUUCCUAUACAAAAGCUGUCGUCGCACAAACAACACCCACAACUGCACCACUAAUGGACAACACUAACUGCGGCACCGCCAAUGAUGUUGCUGCUGCAGGCUUUGUCGAUUUAACAACCAAUGAUGUUACUGCUGCUGCUGGCGGGACAAGUUUUAUCGAUUUAACAACUCCCCCGGCAAGUUCCUCGAGAUUAACACAACAGAUUAAUGAUUUAUUAGAAAAUAAUCGUAAUAACACCACGGCAUUAGUGGCCGUUACACAAAAUAAGGGUAUUGAUUAUGAAAGUGGUAGUACUACAAAUAAAAAUGAUGAUGUGGUGGCGGUGGUUCCAGAUUUGAUGAAUGGUGGUAUUGGCGAGGAGGUGACCACGACGACGACAUCUUCGGAACCUUUGUUACCCACAAAUAAUAGUGAAUUGUCGAUUAGUGCAACUCCAAAUAUUGAAGAUGUUAAUAACACACAGGUUUCUGCAAAUUUACAAACAGCAUUACCUCCCUUAAAGCCGCCAACUAUUGUUGCUGCGACGUCGGGGACGGCGGUGGAUAAUGAGGAAGCUGGUCCAGAAAAAUUACCAGCACCUCCACCAUCAUCCCCACCACCACCAGUAGUAACAGAAAAGGUGGAGGAUAAGAAAAUGGAGGAUGAGGAGCAAAAACAAGAAUCAUUACCAUUAGAUUCCAUGGAGGAGGAGGCUCCAAAAGCUGUUGAUGCCGCCACAGAGAAUAAACCAGAACCAAUGAUAGAUUUAACAAAGGGAUCUGUGGUAUCACCAACAAAUGAAAAAGAAAUUGCAGCGGAUGAUGUCAUAGAGGAAAUGGAUACAACGGAAACAAUAACAGCAACAGAAACAUUGGGAAAUGAAACGAGAGAAAAUAAGGAUACGACUGAAAGGGCCACGGCAGCAGCAGUGGAACCCCAAGCAGAACUAGAAAAUGAAAACCCCGCCGUUGAAACAUCAACAACACCUUCCUCAGCAGCCGAUGUUGCUUCAUCCCCCUCAACGACAGCCCGGGAAGUAACAGUGGCCGUUGGUAAUUAA